AACGACUGAGUUUUGAAACAGAAACAUACGAUGCUACAUAGGCAUUAGGGAGAGACAGAAGCAAACAAACAACAAAGUUGAGUGACAAAUAUUGUUCCAUGAUAUUCCAUUCCCAUCAUCUUCUCAACAAACUCAAAUUCAAAUUCAAAUUCAAAAAACACUUUUCUUUUUCAUUCUCUUCUUCUUCUUCUUCUUCAUCUUCAAACCUUCUUCAUCUCUGCACUCAUUCCCAAACCCUUUCACAAACAAACCAACUUCACGCUUUCUCCAUUCUCAAUGCUUUCCUCCCUCACAGUGUCUCCAUCUCCGCCUCUCUCAUUCUUAAAUACGCCUCCUUUCGACACCCCGAAACUUCACUCAUCCUCUUCCAAAACACUCUUCCAUUUUCCAAAACUGCUUUCUUGUGGAACACGCUUAUUCGUGCUUAUUCCAUUGCUGGUUUUUUUGAUGGGUUUGGUGUUUAUAACACCAUGGUUCGUUCUGGUGUUAAACCUGAUGAUCAUACUUACCCUUUUGUUUUAAAGGCUUGUUCUGAUUAUUUAAAGUUUGAUAAGGGUAGGGAGGUUCAUGGUGUUGUGUUUAAGGUUGGUUUUGAUAAGGAUGUUUUUGUUGGAAAUACGCUUUUGAUGUUUUAUGGUAAUUGUGGUUUUUUUGUUGAUGCGAUGAACGUGUUUGAUGAAAUGUUUGAGAGGGAUAAGGUGUCGUGGAAUACUGUUAUUGGUUUGUGUUCUGAUCGGGGUUUUCACGAGGAGUCGCUUUGUUUUUUUAAGGAAAUGGUUGUGGCUGCGCCGGUAGUUAGACCGGAUUUGGUUACUGUUGUUAGUGUGUUGCCGGUUUGUGCGGAUAGUGAGAAUGUCGUCAUGGCGAGAAUUGUGCAUGGUUAUGUUUUUAAGGUUGGUUUGUCGGGUCAUGUAAAGGUUGGAAAUGCGUUGGUUGAUGUUUAUGGGAAAUGUGGGAGUGAGGAGGCUUGCAAGAAAGUUUUUGAUGAAAUGGAUGAGAGAAAUGAGGUUUCUUGGAAUGCUGUUAUUACUGGUUUUUCUUUUAGAGGGCUUUCUAUGGAUGCUUUGGAUGCGUUUAGGUCGAUGAUUAAUACAGGAAUGAGACCAAACCCAGUCACAAUUUCGAGUAUGCUACCUGUAUUAGGAGAGUUAGGACUUUUUAAGUUAGGAAUGGAAGUACAUGGAUAUAGUUUAAGGAUGGGUAUCGAGUCUGAUAUUUUUAUUGGUAACUCAUUGAUAGAUAUGUAUGCGAAAUCGGGAUCGUCGCGUGUAGCGUCUACUAUAUUUAACAAAAUGGGAGAUAGAAACAUUGUGUCAUGGAAUUCUAUGGUUGCAAAUUUUGCUCAGAACAGACACCAUUUUGCAGCGGUAGAAUUAUUGAGACAAAUGCAAGCUCAUGGAGAAAACCCCAACAAUGUGACUUUCACAAAUGUUCUUCCAGCAUGUGCAAGAUUAGGUUUCCUGAAUGUUGGAAAAGAAAUUCACGCCAGGAUAAUUCAAACUGGAUGCGCCACUGAUUUGUUUCUGUCCAAUGCUCUGACAGACAUGUAUUCAAAAUGUGGACAUUUAAGCCUUGCGCGAAAUGUUUUCAAUGUCUCUAUCAAGGAUAAAGUUUCCUACAAUAUACUAAUUAUAGGCUAUUCUCAAACAACUAACAGCUCAGAGUCUCUAAAUUUGUUUUCAGAAAUGAGACUUUCCGGUAUGACGCCUGACAUUGUUUCGUUCAUCGGUAUCAUAUCCGCUUGUGCACAUCUGUCUUCCAUAAAACAAGGUAAGGAGAUUCAUGGACAUCUGGUAAGAAAGCUUUUCCAUACUCAUCUUUUUGCAGCAAAUUCCCUUCUGGAUUUGUAUACCAAGUGUGGUCGAAUAGAUCUUGCAACUAAAGUCUUCGACCGUAUUCAACACAAAGAUGUAGCCUCAUGGAAUACCAUGAUUUUAGGGUAUGGUAUGCGUGGUGAAUUCGAAACUGCAAUCAACCUCUUUGAAGCAAUGAAGGAAGAUGGUGGUGUGGAAUACGAUUCAGUUUCAUAUAUUGCAGUUUUAUCGGCAUGUAGUCAUGGAGGACUAAUCGAGAAAGGGAAUAAAUAUUUUAAGCAAAUGCAAGAUUAUAAUAUUGAGCCAACACAUACGCACUAUGCUUGUAUGGUUGAUCUUCUUGGAAGAGCAGGCCAAAUUGAAGAAGCUGCAAACCUUAUUAGAGGCUUAUCUUUUGAACCUGAUGCUAAUAUAUGGGGUGCACUACUUGGAGCUUGCAGGAUAUAUGGGAAUGUGGAAUUGGGUCAUUGGGCGGCCGAGCAUUUGUUUAAAUUGAAACCUGACCAUUGUGGAUACUAUAUACUGCUUUCAAAUAUGUAUGCUGAGGCUGGAAGAUGGGAUGAGGCAAAUAUGGUAAGGGAAUUGAUGAAAUCAAGGGGAGCUAAGAAAAAUCCUGGUUGUAGUUGGGUUCAAAUUGGAGACCAAGUGCAUGGUUUUCUAGUUGGUGAGAAAAUAGAAAGCUUAGAUACUGGAUUUUGAUUACAUUCCUUGGGAUAUGUAAUUGUUGAUUUUCUGAAAAUUUGUGUAUAUCAAAUUUAUUUAUCAAUCUGUUAUGUUACAAGUAGAUAAUUCUCAUUCUAUCACUGAGUUUCUCUACCCUCUUCCAAUGAUGUUAUGGUUUUAUCUUCCUAUUUUCAUUUCUGCAUUUCCUUUAUC
Messenger RNA from Medicago truncatula (barrel medic), 2690 nucleotides. RefSeq names its product pentatricopeptide repeat-containing protein At3g16610. Gene Ontology annotation, molecular function: protein binding; RNA binding. The record is from RefSeq and is a predicted model, not a curated record. Gene Ontology annotation, biological process: RNA modification. The coding region runs from base 99 to 2513 and encodes 804 amino acids. The transcript has a single exon. Lineage: Eukaryota; Viridiplantae; Streptophyta; Magnoliopsida; Fabales; Fabaceae.